Messenger RNA from Jatropha curcas, 743 nucleotides. Its product is annotated as Integrase-type DNA-binding superfamily protein. NCBI's taxonomy places the organism in Eukaryota, Viridiplantae, Streptophyta, Magnoliopsida, Malpighiales, Euphorbiaceae. Gene Ontology annotation, molecular function: DNA binding; DNA-binding transcription factor activity. The record is from RefSeq and is a predicted model, not a curated record. Gene Ontology annotation, biological process: regulation of DNA-templated transcription.
AUGAGCGGUUCAAGAACUACUACGACAGCUGAAACAGCAAACAGCCUAAAUACAAAGGAGUUCGCCGGAGAAAAGGUGGGGGAAAUGGGUUUCGGAGAUAAAGAGUUUCCCGGAACACAAAGGCGGCUUUGCUGGUUAGGUUCUCUUUAUUCUUCCCCCGGAGGCAGGCUGCGGUGAGUUCGCCGGAGAAAGUGGGGGAAAUGGGUUUCGGAGAUAAGAGUUCCCGGAACACAAAGGCGGCUCUGGUUAGGUUCUUAUUCUUCCCCGGAGGCAGCUGCGGUGGCUCAUGAUAUAGCUUCUUAUUGUUUAAGAGGACACUCGUCCAUCGACAGCUUAAAUUUUCCCGAUUUAAUGUUGCCCGCGAGUGUAAGAGGGGACAUGUCCCCUACGUCUAUACAGAAAGCAGCUUCAGAUGCUGGUAUGGCGGUUGAUGCGCAGAUGAUAAUGAACAGAGUUGGGUCUUCUGAUAAUGAAGUUAAUGGAAAUGGUGCAGUUCUUGGUUCUGAGACAGAGCAGCUCGAGUGGGGAGAUGUUGGUGGUGAUGGUGGUCGUGGGAAUUGGAGUGGCAGUGGAAGUCAGUCCAGAGAUAGUGGAGACAGUUUAAACAUUUCUGUUGAAGAUUACUAUUUUUAGUUUCUUAUUAUCUAGAUUAAAAAUGGUGAUCUCUUUAUAGAUAUAGCCUUUCGAUGUGUAUAUACUAUUUAGCUAUAUAUAUCAAUAUGAUAUGAUUAUGUAUUUGAUAA